UUGUACGUAUUUGCAUCGUAUGUUUGUUUCUUGCAUUUGUCGUAUGUGUUUGUAUUCAUUUUGAGGGAAGGCUCAUUAUGCCUCCCAAAGUACAUAUAUAUUUGUUACUUACUAAUAAAAUUUACUCGUGCCGUUGGGUUUUGUUCAUUAAGAUUUCAUUAUGCCUCCCAAAGUACAUGUAUGUAUAUUUUAGUCGAGAAUGUGAGAGACAAUAUUAGGAGGCUCCUUUAACAGGUUAUGUAGCCUAGAGUCGUAGUCUACCUGAGAACAAAAUCCUAGCUCCAUCGCUGAUCUCAACCAUCAUCUAGUUUUAGGUUGUCUCUCAAAGAUCAUUGUUGCAAAAGUCACUACAACCCAAAACUGUUAAAUCUCUCGAAUGGUUGUCACAUGUCAGUUCUAAUACUGUGUUCGUUAUUUUGCUCUGUUAGGGAUCUGAGAAAGAAGAGUUAAAAAUAUAUAUUUCGACUUUCAUGUUUUUAAAACUUGGCUCGUUAUGAAUAUAUAUGUAUAUAUAGGUAACAGAGCGGUGGCAAAGGAGCAGAUGAAGAGCAAGAACAUGGAAAAGAAGAAAAUCGGAAGCUUGAAGAGGGUAAGGGGAGAUCAAGUACAAUACAGAUGUAAUAUGAUAUCAUUUUUCAGUACAAUGCAGCGAGUUAAGGAACACUUGACUGAAGGGCACUUGGAGUUGCUUCAACAAACUCCAUUUUGGCCAUUAAUAUCAGCAUUUUACAGUGGUGCGAUUUCUGAAGAUCAAUGCAAGAAAUCGAACACUGACAUCGGAAACAUCAUCAAGUGCUACAAUGCCGAAACAAUGGGUUUUGAGUUUGGUACUACAUCUGCAUCGUUGACAACUGAAGAUGUUGCUGAAAUUUUGGGGCUUCCACUAGAAGGUCAAGAAGUACGACAACUAAAGGGAAAACAGAAGCACAUAUCAGAUUUUACCAAAAGGUAUUUCGAGGAAGAAACUUUAUUGCUCAAAAAGAUGGUGGAUGAUGCUUUGGACGCAGCAAUAAAAGGGAAGAGAAAAACAGAUGUAGAGGAUGUUGCACGCCUGAUUGUAAUAGAACUAUGCGCGACCUUACUGUGUAACACAAACCACGUUGUUUCAUGGAAUUUAGUAAAGUAUUGUGAUGAUUUAGAAAAUAUUUCAAGAUAUUCAUGGGCAAAAGCAGUGGCUGACUUUCUACACGAGUCAUUGGGAAAACGGACCAGGAAGUCCAACGGAUAUUCUGUUCCUGGAUGUGUGGUUGUGAUAAUGCUUUGGCUGUGUGAGAGUACUAACCUUAUACAACCAAUCAAGGGAAGGGAGGGACAGAAACCAGCUAUCGUAAAAUGGAGCGUGUGGGAACUACACUUUAAACUGGGAGAAAUAGACGUCGCAGAUAUUGGGCUGAGCUUUUAAGAAGGGCAAGAAGAAGCAAAGUAAUAAAGAAGUAGUGGAAAAGCCACUAGAGCCGCUCGAACUAGUGCGGAGGAAUGAGCGUUUGACAGCAAUCGAUCAGGAUAGCACUGCAAAUAAUAAUAUCAGUGAAGUAAGCUCUGCUUCUGUUGAAGGAAAUGGAGGUCUGCAUAUUUCAGGUUACAGACCGGGACCCAAAUAAGAUGAAGAACAAGAACAUGGAAAACAAGAAAAUGGAAAAGAGGAAUAUGGGAAGUUGGACGAGGGUAAGAGGAGAUCAGGUGCGAUACCGCUGUAAUAUGAUAUCAUUUUUUAAUCCGAUGCAGCGAGUUAAGGAACACUUGACUGAAGAGCAUUUGGAGUUGCUUCAACAAACUCCAUUUCGGCCGUUAAUAUCGGCAUUCUAUAAUGGUCUGAUUUCUGAAGACCAAUGCAAGAAAUCGAAAGCUGGCAUUGGAAACAUCAUGAAGUGCUACAACGCCGAAACAAUGAGUUUUGAGUUUGGUACUACAUCUGCAUCGUUGACAACUGAAGACGUUGCUGAAAUUUUGGGGCUUCCACGGGAAGGUCAAGAAGUACAAUUAAAAGGAACAACGAAACACAUAUCAGAUUUUACCAAAAGGUGUUUCGAGGAAGAAACAAUAUUGUACGAGAAGUUGGUGGAUAAUGCCUUGGAAGCAGCAAUAAAAGGGAAGAGAGAAACAGAUGCAGAGGAUGUUGCACGCCUGAUUCUAACAGAACUUUGCGCUACCUUCUUAUUGUGUAACACAAACCAAGUCGUCUCAUGGAAUUUAGUCGAGUAUUGUGAAGAUUUAGAAAAUCUUUCAAGAUAUUCAUGGGCAAAAGCAGUGGCGGACCUUCUACACGAAUCAUUGGGAAAACGGACCAGGAGGUCCGAGGGAUAUUCUCUUCCUGGAUGUGUGGCUGUCAUAACGCUUUGGUUGUGCGAGAGAACUAACCUCAUACAACCAAUCAGUGGAAGGGAGGGACAGAAACCGGCUCUAGUAAAAUGGAACACUUGGGAACUACACUUCAAACUGGAACAAAUAGACGUCGAAGAGAUUGGGGAAGUGUAUAGUUAUUAUAUUUUAGCAUUUACGUAACACUAGGUAUAGAAUACAUUGUAGUUGGAAUCGGUAUACUAUUGCUAGGAAUUACUUGUAGAUGCUGAUAUCCUAUUUGUUUGGAUAAUGCACCUGUCCAGCUGAGCUUUAAGGAGAAGAACAAAAAAGAAAUGGAAAUGCCACCCGAAGAAGCUAAGAUAGAUGGGCAAGAAGAUCGAGAAGAAGGGGAGAAUCUAUUAGAUGAUACACUGGCCUCAUCAGGAUGUGAAUUUCGAGCUCAGAAGACACAAACGAAAUUCCUCUCAGUUCGUACUAUUUCAGAAAGGUUGAACAACAAUGAGGGCUUGGAAAAAAGAUCUGAAGAUAGAGAGGAAAUGGUUCAAAAUGCAAGUGCUGGACUUGCAGAAGCUCAAGGAAAAUUGAAUAGGAUAAAUGCAAAGAUAGAGAGUAAGGACAUAACAAAAAAAUUGAAGACAAAACUAAAAGAAGAAAAAGAGGAGAAGAAAAAGCUGAAAGAGGGCUACGAGUUCUUAAUUGGCGAGCAGAAAUCAUUGCUUGGAUCUCUGAAGUGUUUCGUGAAGAAGUUGGAAAGAAGUCUCGAAGCUGAGAGGAAAGACAAGGUGGAGAUGAUCAAGGAAAUUCAAGAUCUCAAAGAUCAGCUCAAUCAAGGGAGUCCUUGCACUGCAAUGCAAUUGAGAGACAACAUACAAAUUGAGGCAUGUCCGAAGUAAUUGUGCUUGACAAGUCCAGAGAAAAGCACCACAAAUAGGGCACAUCCGGAGUUUGAGAAUGAACAAGGAGGAAAAAAGAACAGGAGAGUAGAGGAAGAAAAAUGAAAUCAAAGGAUAAUUUUUUUUCUUUUUUGUGAGUUAUAUCUGUCGAGUAAUAGCCGACCCCACUUAGUGGGAAAAGGUUUUGUUGUUGUUGUUGUUGUAUAUCUGUUGAGUAAACCCUAUCUUGUGGGAUAAUGCUUUGUUGCUGCUCUUGUUGUUUGUAUCUGUUGAGUAAGACAUCGAACCUUCCUAGCAUUGUAUCUUUCAUUACAAAAAUGUUCUCUCAGUUGACCAUGGAGAAUUCAUGGUCACUCACCAUUUGAUUUGAUAUCAAGGGUAAGAAG
Molecule: messenger RNA, 3580 nt
Organism: Malus domestica (apple)
Lineage: Eukaryota; Viridiplantae; Streptophyta; Magnoliopsida; Rosales; Rosaceae
Product: protein MAINTENANCE OF MERISTEMS-like
Source: RefSeq, a predicted model, not a curated record